AUGAUGCAUUUUUCAUCUUGGGACAUUAAGCAGAUUUGUGGACACAAGAAUGUUGGCUGGACUUUACAACAAUCUGUAGGGAACUCGGGUGGUAUGUUAAUCCUUUGGGAUAGAGAUUUUGUGGAAGUUACUGACUCACUCGUUGGUGAUUAUACUCUUUCAAUGCUCUGUACAAACAAGAUUCACAACUUUGAGUGGGUUCUCACGAAUGUUUAUGGGCCGAACAAACCUGUUGAGCGAACUAAUUUUUGGAUUGAGCUUGAUAAUAUUUGUAGAUAUUGGAUCAAUCUUCCUUGGUGUAUUGGUGGCGACUUCAACAAAAUAACAAAGUGUGCUGAGAAGAAGAAUUGCAAGAAGAUUACAAGAAGUAUGCAUAACUUCAACCAUUUCAUAGUUGAACAUGACCUGAUUGACCUGCCUCUAAAGGGAGGAAGAUACACUUGGUCAAAUGGUCAAGCAAACCUGGUAAUGUGCAGAUUCGACAGGUUUCUUAUAUCCCCAUCCUUUGAACAACACUUGUCAUUUGUUACCCAAUUAUCCAAAGCCAGACCCACCUAUGAUCACAUCCCACUCCUUUUAGAUAUUUCUGACCCAUCAUGGGGACCUAGUCCUUUUAGGUUUGAAGUUAUGUGGUUCUUGGAGAAUGUAUUCUUACAAUUAUUAGAAUAUUGGUGGAUUUCUUUUUGUUUUGCAGGUACUCCUAGCACUGUGCUAUGGUUGAAGUUAAAAGUACUUAAAGAGAAGCUAAAAAUCUGGAACAAAGAGGUAUUUGGUCACACCAACACGAGGCUGAAUGCUAUUCUCUCUAAUAUUCAAACACUUGAUGGACUUUCGGAAGAUAAUAUUCUUAAUGAAGAGGAGCGGAUUAUGCAAUUUCAGAACAAAGUGGAGUUUGAGAAGAUUUCAAAGAUGGAGGAAACUUCAUUGAAAAUCAAAUCAAAUACUAAAUGGUUACAAGAAGGAGAUAGGAACACAUCAUUCUUCAUCAGUAACACAUCUGCUAGAAGAAGAUACAACAAAAUCAGACAACUUUACAUUGGUGAUAAAUUGGUUUCUGACAGAGGAAGGCUUGAAGAUCAUAUAGUGGAGUACUAUAAAACACUAUUUACUGAAGAAGAAGUUAUAAGACCUGAUUUAGAGGGGAUUGAAUUUGAUUCUAUCACCUACACGGAAGCUUCUAUUUUAGAAGCUAAUUUUAAUGAAGAAGAAGUUUUGCAUGCUACAGUGACUUAG
Molecule: messenger RNA, 1233 nt
Organism: Papaver somniferum (opium poppy)
Lineage: Eukaryota; Viridiplantae; Streptophyta; Magnoliopsida; Ranunculales; Papaveraceae
Exons: 1
Coding region: 1-1233 (410 amino acids)
Source: RefSeq, a predicted model, not a curated record